Molecule: messenger RNA, 1921 nt
Organism: Solea senegalensis (Senegalese sole)
Lineage: Eukaryota; Metazoa; Chordata; Actinopteri; Pleuronectiformes; Soleidae
Gene: atg101
Product: autophagy related 101
Exons: 2
Coding region: 250-906 (218 amino acids)
Biological process (GO): autophagosome assembly; autophagy
Cellular component (GO): phagophore assembly site
Source: RefSeq, a predicted model, not a curated record
GUCUUGUUUGUAGCAAACAGUAAGCUAGCUGAGUAUUGUUGCCAUGUCACUGCGGACAGUGCUCACAAAUUACAUCUAGAGUCAGGGUUCCUUCUAUGACAGCAUAUUUAGUACUUUAAUGUUGGAUAAUACGACGCGUAUAAUAGGCCCCGCCUACACCCAGAGGUAAACAAAUAACAUCUGAGCUGCAUUACGGUAGCCAUCACCACCGUACCCGUGUCGUCGCAAGUAAAUGGAAAUAAAUUCGCAAUGAAUUGUCGCUCGGUGGUUCUUGAGGUAACAGUGGAGGCGAGGCAGGUGGAGGAAGCCAUGCUGUCUCUGCUACACACCAUCUUACUGCACCGCAGCUCUGGGAAGUUUCACUACAAAAAAGAAGGCACCUACUCCAUCGGUACAGUGGGAACAGUGGACAUCGACUGUGACUUCAUCGAUUUCACCUUUGUCAGGAUUUCCUCAGAAGAGCUAGACAGAGUGAUCAGGAAGGCUGUGUCUGAAUUCAAGGAUGCCCUGAGCAACUCUGGCAGCGAUGGCGUGGGGCAAAUCUCCCUGGAGUUCUAUCAGAAGAAGAAGUCUCGCUGGCCGUUUUCUGACGAGUGUAUUCCCUGGGAGGUGUGGAGCAUCAAGGUCAAUGUCGUCAACCUGGCCAAUGAGCAGGAGAGACAGAUUUGUAGGGAGAAAGUGGGGGAGAAGCUUGGCGAUAAGGUGAUCAACAUUGUUGAGGUCAUAAAUCGCCACGAAUACUUGCCAAAGAUGCCCACCCAGUCUGAAGUGGACAAUGUUUUUGACACCAGUCUUAAAGAUGUCCAGCCAUACCUUCACAAAAUCACAUACCAGAUCACUGACUCUCUGGGCACCUCCGUAAGCACCACCAUGAGGAGGCUGCUUAAAGACACCCUGGCUCUGUGAGGACACUGCAACAAAGAGAAACAAAUAUAGAUAAUUCUAUCCUCAGAUAUAUCUAAAGUUACACCUGAUAUCUUUUUGUUUAUCAGCUCAUCUACUCCGCAUCAGUGUAAUCACCAUAGUGACAUCUCUACCCUAACUAUAAAACUUUUCAAAAGAUUUUUUUUUUUGCAAAUAAUUUCUGUCCAAAUUGUCUUCACCUCCCUCCGUUACCUUAAGAAAUGCAACUUAAACACAGUAGUGAAUCAACACCAGAUGUUAGUUAACUUUAUGUUGUUAAUGUUAGAUCUGUAAAUUAUUGUAAAUCUUUGACAAUAAAUGUUUAUUGUAACUGAUGUUAAUUAGUUAACAACAGUCAUUGAUCUUUCAGUCUAGACAUUGCCUUUGUAAACCAUGUAUCUUAACGAUUGAGAUGAGAAAAAUUGCUGGUAAAGAUUAACUCACAAGAUCAAUCACAGGAAAGAUGAAAUCUGUAUUUUUUUUGUGUGUCUGCAAAAGUUUUGGAUUUGGAAACAGGUUUCCUCAUCCAUGUGUAAACUUCCUCUCUGCACACAUUAACAUGGAGAGUGUGACCUGACACAUGGGUAGGACAGGAUUUCCAUUUUGCCUUUUUUUCCAAAUUAAAGCAAGCACUUCCUAAGUUCACUCCCAGGUUUUCCAGCAAGUAAUUGUCACUGUGGCCCUGAGUGUGAAAAACAUCCCAGUGGCUCAGGUUCAUCUGCUAACGGGAGGAUGUGUGUAUUUUCACAUAAUUAGCUCCACAAUUGAAUAAAUAGACAAAGUUUGAUUGACAGGUCACAUAGAUAAAGCUCACAACUGGGUGUUAUUUAUUUAUCUUUGCUUUGCUAUUUUGUAAAAAAUACUGAUUGACCAAUACUGCUAUGAUGUUGGUAUGUGCUGCACAAACUAACGAAUAGUUCAGGGAUAAGGUUUGGAGAUUUGAGAAGAUAAUAUACAAUGUAUUUUUAUCCUUAAUGAAGUAUAUGGAGGCAUGUAUAAAUAAAUACAUUGUUCUUUA